CAUUUGACAAAACAUCUCAGCUCCACACUAUGAUCUCCAUGCAGAAAGGAUAUUUCCUUGUCUCAAUACUUGCAACUGCAGGUGUGUUGUACAAAUGCUGGGAUUUAGAAGGCUAUUAUUCCAUUCAAAGGUACAUGCUUGGAAUGUUGCAUGUAAAAGACAAUUCUGGUUCUGAAAAAGAUGUUUCUGAUCUUGCAUUCUUACACCAGAAACCCAGGAUUAUAUUUCUGGAGUCGACUGACAACGUAGAGCCAACACCAUUAGUGGUGUGUUCAGUGGAGUCUGCUGCUCUAAGAAACCCAGACAAACCAAUUUAUUAUUUCAUGAAGGGAUUCAGUGGCAACUUGAGCCAGUAUCCACAGCCUGAGUACAAAGGCAUCCCAUUGCUCUCCUCAGUGAGCAAUGUCACCAUUCUACCCUUGAAUGUCACUGAACUGUUUGAAGACACUCCAUUGAAAAACUGGUACCAAAAGGUAAAUCCACUAAAGGAAAAGUUUUGGACUCAUGUGCUUGCAGAUGGCUGCAGGUUAGCGUUGAUCUGGAGAUAUGGAGGCAUCUACCUGGAUACUGACAUUAUAUCACUGAGGCCUAUGCCAUUUGAUAACUUUAUCUGUCCACAAAGUCCAGCUGUUUUCAGUAACGGAGCAAUGGGUUUCCAGCAGAAGCACCAUACCUUUUUGUGGAAUUGCAUGGAAGAUUUUGUGGCCAAUUACAUUGGACAUGUUUGGGGUCAACAAGGUCCUGAACUGAUUUCCCGUGUGCUGAAGAGAUGGUGCAAUACUAGUAAACCAGCCACCUUCAUUGGCAAGGAAUGCAAUGACAUCUCUCUAUGGAUCACAAAUCGUUUCUAUCCAAUCCCAUAUCCAGCAUGGGAGAGGUACUAUGCCCCCUGGAAAAAGGAGCAUAUAGAACGGGCCUUUUCAGAUACGUAUGGAGCACAUGUCUGGAACUUUAUGAAUAAACAGAAGAAAAGAAAAGUUGUUGCUGGAAGUGGAUCAUUAAUGGAACAUCUUUUCCAGUUGCAUUGUCCGAAUACUUACAAAAAAUUAAUUCAAUCCAGCAAUAGUACAGCAUGAUUUUGGACAUGACAUUGUGAAAUGAGUGACAUAAUUAAAUUGACAGAUUUUGCUAAAUUUACAGUCUUAAAAUACAUAAAACCUCUUUGACUACAAUUGUAAACUAGAGUGCAUUCAUUAUUAAACUAGGAAUUCUGACAACUGGAUACACAACUAUUCAAUGAUUCAAUGGAAAUACUAAUCAGAAUUGAAACCCAAUUUCCAACCCCAGUUUUAUGUGAUGUAACUUGGCAGUGAAGGUAUUUGCCAGUGACCACAAACUAGCUGAUCCACAGUCUGCUCACUGUAGAACAACAAAGCAACAACACUUGACAGGCUUCUCCGGUGAAAAAUAUUGAAUGAGAAAAAAAUGUUUCAGGUAAUCAGGGACACUGCAUCGUUGCAUUUACUUUACUCAAACAGUUUAAUAUUUUUGCAUUUGGUAGAAUGAUGAUUCUGUAUUAUUAGAGAAUGGCCAAGUGCUUAGGAAACUGAACUUGAAUGAUUUACAUAAUUCAAUGAAGGAUAUUUUCAAAAAAGAGUUAACAAGGAAGAUGAGAUUAUAUCUAUGCAACGGAAAAUAUCAAUGCUGAGGAAAUUGCUGGGAACACCAAAUUGACUUUUGGAUGCAGGGAGAUGACUGAAAAGCAUGAGUACCAUAACGUCAGAGAACACACAGGCUUACAGUUCACCUUGUACUGCACGAGAAGCUCCAGAUAUGAGUGUCUAUCAGUGACUGUCAAAGAGAUGCUCUUGAGAUCUUCAUUUGACAAUGGCAGACAAUGGACAAUGAACAAUGGAAUGGGGAACCUACAAUGCACUGUCAAAUGUCAUUUUUUGUUGUCUUCAGCAGAUUAUGUAUCUUGUACAUGUGACAGUAAAAAUCAAUGGAAAUUUUCCUGCCAUAUGUCAAAUUAUCUUUCAUGUCACAUCCCAUUGCUGCUAGUUGUUGUUGAGUAUGAUUGGAAAUACCACCCAAGACUCAAUACAGCUCAAAAUUUUCUCCCAAGUGCUAUUUAAUGUAUUUAAUACUGUUUUUCUAUUACUGUCUUACUUUUAUCUACUGCUUUAUUUAAUUGCCUGAGAGGAAGCCAAACAGAGUUUCAUUGUACCUAUGUAUAAUGAGAAUAAAGAUCAUUCAAUUCAAUUCAAUAAAUUCAGAAAGUGAAGAGAG
Mobula hypostoma (lesser devil ray) is the source of this 2229-nucleotide messenger RNA. Its product is annotated as alpha-1,4-N-acetylglucosaminyltransferase-like. Gene Ontology annotation, molecular function: acetylglucosaminyltransferase activity. Gene Ontology annotation, biological process: protein O-linked glycosylation. The coding region runs from base 30 to 1076 and encodes 348 amino acids. The record is from RefSeq and is a predicted model, not a curated record. The transcript has 2 exons. NCBI's taxonomy places the organism in Eukaryota, Metazoa, Chordata, Chondrichthyes, Myliobatiformes, Myliobatidae.